AUGCAUGCCUUCCUGCUGCUGAGCUGCUUAGUCCUCGCUGCAACAGAUCACUUCCUUGCCUCCGCCCACAUGAUCCCUGAUGAGAGUCUCACCACAAAGAGCGUUGUGUUAUUUGACGCUCUGUCUCAAAGCCUUGACAUAGCCCCCCCUCCUGUUGUUAUUGUAGAAUUGCCAGAAACAGUGAAGAGGAACAAGAAAACAAAGAAACAAAAAAAGAGAAAGAAGAAGCGCCCUCGUCCUCCUGCUGACUGCGUUCCCCUGGGGGGAAGCUGUAAAUCUUCAAACAAUGUGUGCUGUGAUUUCUGUGCUUUCUGCCAGUGUCGGCUCUUCAGAACUGUCUGCUUCUGUCGGAUGGGAAACCCAAGCUGCUGA
Molecule: messenger RNA, 372 nt
Organism: Gymnodraco acuticeps
Lineage: Eukaryota; Metazoa; Chordata; Actinopteri; Perciformes; Bathydraconidae
Product: agouti-signaling protein-like
Exons: 3
Coding region: 1-372 (123 amino acids)
Biological process (GO): melanosome organization; positive regulation of melanin biosynthetic process; hormone-mediated signaling pathway
Cellular component (GO): extracellular region
Molecular function (GO): neuropeptide hormone activity; melanocortin receptor binding
Source: RefSeq, a predicted model, not a curated record